AAGCGCGCCGCCUCACGCACGGACGGACUCUUCUGUUCUUCCCCAGUGCGCCUCGGCCGCUGCUCCUGCGCGCAUCUGUCCUCCACAAUCCUGGUUCUGGAUGAAGGCAUGUAAGACGGGCUGUGACGCUCCGAGCAGCAUGUAGCACCUGGAGCUGCGCGCACAUCGCCUCCCUGCCGCGCUCCUCCUCCUCUUCCUCUCGGCUCUGCGUGUUCUCCACCUCCCGGGGUGCUCAUUCCUCCGGUCGGCAUCGCCUUCAGCAGGAUUUUUCGAGGAUCUUCUUGGGGGUGGGUGGGGGGUUUGGUACUCAGGCCUGUUUCAGAGGAGUGAGUCUUCAUCCUUCAGCACCUACCGGUCGAUGGUCUUUGAGGAAGCUUCCAUCUUGAGUCGCGCUUCUACCGACAGAACCAUGGCGAGCGACUCCCCUGCGCGGAGUCUGGAUGAGAUAGACCUGUCUGCACUACGGGACCCAGCUGGGAUCUUCGAGUUGGUCGAACUGGUUGGAAAUGGCACCUAUGGGCAGGUCUACAAGGGUCGCCAUGUCAAAACAGGCCAGCUUGCUGCCAUCAAGGUCAUGGACGUCACCGGAGAUGAGGAAGAGGAGAUUAAAGCUGAGAUUAACAUGCUGAAGAAGUACAGUCACCAUAGGAAUAUUGCAACCUAUUAUGGAGCUUUUAUCAAGAAAAACCCUCCAGGAAUGGAUGAUCAGUUAUGGUUGGUGAUGGAGUUCUGUGGGGCGGGAUCCGUGACGGACCUAAUCAAAAACACCAAAGGGAACUCUCUUAAGGAGGAGUGGAUCGCCUACAUCUGCAGGGAGAUCCUUAGGGGAUUAACCCAUCUCCACCAACACAAGGUCAUCCACAGAGAUAUAAAGGGUCAGAACGUGCUAUUGACGGAAAACGCAGAGGUUAAACUGGUGGAUUUUGGUGUGAGUGCCCAGCUGGACCGCACAGUGGGGCGAAGGAACACGUUCAUUGGGACGCCGUACUGGAUGGCCCCGGAGGUCAUCGCCUGUGAUGAGAACCCUGACGCCACAUAUGACUUCAAGAGUGAUCUGUGGUCGCUCGGCAUCACAGCCAUAGAGAUGGCAGAGGGAGCACCACCUCUGUGCGACAUGCAUCCGAUGAGAGCGCUCUUCCUCAUCCCUAGAAACCCUGCUCCAAGACUCAAGUCAAAGAAGUGGUCGAAGAAGUUCCAGUCAUUCAUAGAUAGCUGUCUAGUGAAGAGCCAUAGCCAGCGGCCGAGCACCGAGCAACUCCUCAAACACCCGUUCAUCAGAGACCUUCCCAAUGAGCGGCAGGUCCGGAUCCAGCUGAAGGACCACAUCGACCGCACCAAAAAGAGGAGAGGAGAGAGGGAUGAGACUGAAUAUGAGUACAGUGGGAGUGAAGAGGAGGAUGAAGAGAAGGAUAUCGGAGAACCCAGCUCAAUCAUCAACAUCCCCGGUGAGUCCACUCUCAGGCGGGACUUCCUGCGCCUCCAGCUAGCCAAUAAGGAGCGCUCGGAGCUGAUCCGGCGUCAGCAGCUUGAGCAGCAGCAGAACGAGGAGCACAAGCGCCAGCUACUGGCUGAGAGGCAGAAACGGAUCGAGGAGCAGAAAGAGCAGCGGCGACGGCUAGAGGAGCAACAGCGUCGGGAGCGGGAGCUCCGGAAGCAGCAGGAGCGGGAACAAAGAAGGAGGUAUGAGGAGAUGGAGCAGCUUCGCCGGGAGGAGGAGAGGAGGCACGCAGAGAGAGAGCAGGAGUAUAUCCGUAGACAGCUGGAGGAGGAGCAGAGGCAGUUGGAGAUCCUGCAACAGCAGCUUCUGCAAGAGCAAGCUUUACUGCUGGAGUACAAGAGGAAGCAGAUCGAGGAGCAGCGCCAGGCGGAGCGGCUGCAGAGGCAGCUGCAGCAGGAACGAGCCUACCUGGUGUCUCUGCAGCAGCAGCAGCAGCAGGAGCCGCCGCGGCCGCCGCAGGACAAAAAGCAACUGUACCACUACAAGGAUCAGGCGCCUAGCAGCAACGACAAGCCCGCCUGGGCCAAGGAGGUGAUGCGUCGAGCUCAGAGCAACUCACCUCGCCUCCCCCCUAAGAAGUACCACUCCUUCAAAGAGACACGGGACGUCAACCUGGACAACCUCCUCCUCCUGCCCGGGUACAGACCUCCCCAGCCCCGCCCCCCUUCCUACCCCGCCCAUGUCAGCCCCACCCGGGACCACCUGCACAUGCCCAGAAUCCGGAUCACCUGCGUCCCCGAUCCGGAUUAUGCAGAGCCAUUGCUACAACAGGAAAGUCCCGACAGACAUCCGGACUCCAGGGGCCGCAGCCCCGCCCGCCGGGUGGAGGAGCAUUAUAAGAUGAACAGACAGGCUUCUCCUGCAUUGCAGCAUAAAGUCUCCAACCGGAUCUCAGACCCGUCCCUGCCUCCCCGCUCUGAGUCCUUCAGCAGUGGAGGAAUCCAGCAGGCCCGAACUCCACCCAUGCAUCGCUCCGUCGAACCGCAGAUGGCCCACCUGGUGCAGGUGAAGAGUCACGGCCUGUCAGGCUCCCAGUCUCUGUACGACCCCCACGGCGUGUCCUCCACCUCUGCGUCGCCCUCCCCCUCCCGGCCUCCCAUGCCCCGGCAGAACUCCGACCCCACGUCCGACACCCCUCCUCCCCCGCCACUGUCCCGCCUGGCGCCCCCCCUCGAAAAGCUGGACCGCAGCUCGUGGCUGCGGCAGGAUGACGACAUGCCGCCCAAGGUUCCGCAAAGGACCACCUCCAUUUCUCCUGCCUUGGUUCGGAAGAACUCUCCUGGAAAUGGUCCUGGACUCGGCCCGCGGGCUGGAGCUCACCUCAUCCGGGCCAGCAACCCUGACCUGCGGAGGACGGAUAUUUCCAUGGAGACGCCUUUGAAGAGGGCGAGCAGCGGCAGCUCUUCCAGCUCCAGCACCCCCAGCUCCCAGGGAGGCUCCAACGAGCGAGGUAAUUCAGCUGCUAAAACCGACAGCUCCACGCUUUCCUCCCAUGACGCCAAAGACGAGAGCAGAGAGCUGACUCGGCCCAGCAGGCCUGCAAGUUAUAAGAAAGCUUUAGACGAGGAGGAGUUGGACCUGACGGCUCUGGCCAAAGAGCUGAGAGAGCUGCGGCAGGGAGAGGAGACCAGCCGUCCACCUGUCAAAGUGACGGACUACUCUUCAUCCAGCGAGGAGUCCCACAGCAGCGAGGAUGAGGAGGGAGAGGGCGGAGCUAAUGAUGGAUCAGUGGCUGUUAGCGAUAUACCACGCAUUAUGCCUCCAGCAAGUCCAAGCACCAACGAGUCCUUCGGCGUGAUGGGAGGUCACAACGACACCCAUGGUGACUCGUACGGAGACACCUCGCAGGACAGCACGCUCAUGAUGCGAGAGUACGAGAUGGGAGGCAGCGGAGGCUCCAAGGCUUCCUUCACCCCGUUUGUUGAUCUGAGGGUGUAUGGGACCUCCCCGACUGACGACGACGAGAAAAACUCAGCUGCAGCUCUGUUUGCUGAUGAGCUGCUGAAACAGGAGCAAGAGCAAGCGAGGCUCAACGAGGCCAGGAAGAUCUCUGUGGUCAACGUGAACCCGACAAACAUCCGACCGCACAGUGACACGCCCGAGAUCAGAAAAUACAAGAAGAGGUUCAACUCUGAGAUCCUCUGCGCAGCUCUCUGGGGAGUGAAUCUGCUGGUGGGGACAGAGAACGGCUUGAUGCUGCUGGACCGAAGUGGACAAGGCAAAGUUUACAAUCUGAUCAAUAGAAGGCGCUUCCAACAGAUGGACGUCCUGGAGGGACUCAAUGUCCUGGUCACCAUCUCAGGGAAGAAGAACAAGCUGCGAGUUUACUACCUGUCCUGGCUGAGGAACAGGAUAUUACACAACGACCCAGAGGUGGAGAAGAAACAGGGCUGGAUCACAGUGGGGGAACUGGAGGGCUGUGUGCACUAUAAAGUCGUGAAAUAUGAGAGGAUUAAAUUCCUGGUGAUUGCUCUGAAGAACUCAGUGGAAAUCUACGCCUGGGCACCAAAACCUUACCAUAAAUUUAUGGCCUUUAAGUCUUUCACAGAUCUGCAACAUCGCCCCCUGCUGGUGGAUUUAACUGUGGAGGAGGGCCAAAGGUUAAAGGUCAUUUAUGGCUCCACUGUUGGUUUCCAUGUGGUUGAUGUGGACUCCGGAAACCCCUAUGACAUCUACAGCCCCUCCCAUAUUCAGGGUCAGGUGACCCCACACGCCAUUGUGGUCCUGCCCAAGACGGACGGCAUGGAGAUGCUGCUGUGCUACGAAGACGAGGGCGUCUACGUCAACACCUAUGGGCGUAUCACCAAAGACGUGGUGCUGCAGUGGGGCGAGAUGCCCACAUCCGUCGCCUACAUCCACUCCAACCAGAUCAUGGGCUGGGGGGAGAAGGCCAUCGAGAUCCGCUCCGUGGAGACGGGACACCUCGAUGGGGUUUUCAUGCACAAACGGGCUCAGCGGCUGAAGUUCUUGACGGAGAGGAAUGACAAGGUCUUCUUUGCCUCGGUUCGUUCUGGAGGCAGUAGUCAAGUUUUCUUCAUGACCCUGAACAGAAGCUCCAUGAUGAACUGGUAACCGGCCUCCUUCUUGGAACCACGACCCUUUUCAGGAGGGAUGACAGGAGGACAAGUUUGUGCGUGUUUAUAUAUGUGUGUGUGUACUCGUGGACGACGACGACAACAAGCAGCUGACUGGACUGCACAUCUGGAGGUGUUAAACCACAGCGGAGUGUCCCUACUUAGAAAUCCUCAUGCUGUAGGGGGCGCUGCAGGUCCUGCGGUUGGUGUCAGUUCCUGCAGAGCAAAGGUGACCUCACAUGUUGUCAGCAGUUGGUGCUUUGGCCUCUCCUGAGGACUGUUGGACUGAACGGAGGGUUGAUCUGGAGCCUUUUGAGGACCUGACAAGUAGCCUUUCAGUGGGGAAGCCCUUUGUGUAGCACAUCAGUGACUUUCAACCAGGGUGUUCACACUGCGAGUUUAAAGGUCAUUCAUGGCGAUGCAGGUGUGUCUGCUGCAGCAAAUCCCCACUGUUGUAGUUGUAGUGAGUAAGCAAAGUAGCAUUAGACAAAAAACACACUUGAGAAUGAGAAAAUAAAUGCACACAAUUUUAAGAUCACACUCAUCUCACAAAGCUAGUCUGCUUUUAUAAUUUCUGUUUUAUUAGAUCAUGUCUGAAUCAAGCACAUGUGGGAACAUCAACAUGAAGCCUACUGGGUAUGAAAAUCCUUUUUGUUUAAAUUUUAGAGAUAGAAAUGCACAACUUUAAGAGGCAACAAGGGAAAGUGACCAGGGCACUAACUGAUUUAGGGCACCUCCUGAUAAAAUCUGACAAUCUUAAAGGACAGUGACAGAAAAUCUUUGACCAUAUGAUGAAAACAGUGUCGCAACAUUUCACUGCUUCAGCCUGAAUGAAUGAAAUUAGAGGAGAGUAGCAUGUAAUAUUUGCUGCAAUAUUCAAGCUGAAACGCUUAAAAAUUUGAAAAUAAAGAAAAACAAACCAGCACAGUUUUGCCGUUGAAAUGGUCAAAGUUGCUUUCAUGUUGCUGAUGCUGCCUUUCUGAAGUGUUUCUUUGUACAUCACUCUCCACUAAAGAGCUGCCAGAACAGCAGUUUUCAAGACACCAGUUUAAUGCUGUCAUGCUAAAUUUAAAAUGAAAUUGCUCAACUCAAAAUAAUCUCUAGACUGGGGGAGAUCAAGUGUAACACCUGAGACUUUUAAAACAGUUUAAGAAUUUAUAUCAACAUCCAACCAUAAAGACGCGUAAUGUGGAAGCAAAAAUAUCAGAUUUUAUAGGCAUAAAUAGCUGCUUAAGGACACUGGAGGGAUGUUUAUUGUAUUUGCUGACUGAAAAAAUUCCAAUAAACCGCCAACAGAUUUAA
Molecule: messenger RNA, 5874 nt
Organism: Girardinichthys multiradiatus
Lineage: Eukaryota; Metazoa; Chordata; Actinopteri; Cyprinodontiformes; Goodeidae
Gene: tnikb
Product: TRAF2 and NCK interacting kinase b
Exons: 34
Coding region: 359-4570 (1403 amino acids)
Biological process (GO): protein phosphorylation
Molecular function (GO): protein kinase activity; ATP binding
Source: RefSeq, a predicted model, not a curated record